Drosophila grimshawi is the source of this 3664-nucleotide messenger RNA. RefSeq names its product transcription factor Sp2 (gene Spps). The coding region runs from base 277 to 3246 and encodes 989 amino acids. The transcript has 3 exons. The record is from RefSeq and is a predicted model, not a curated record. NCBI's taxonomy places the organism in Eukaryota, Metazoa, Arthropoda, Insecta, Diptera, Drosophilidae. Gene Ontology annotation, molecular function: DNA-binding transcription factor activity, RNA polymerase II-specific; RNA polymerase II cis-regulatory region sequence-specific DNA binding. Gene Ontology annotation, biological process: regulation of transcription by RNA polymerase II.
AUUAAUUGUUGUAUAAUUACUGCCCAAUUAAACUAAAAACCCCCCAAAUGCAAUGUAAAUAAUGUACCACACCGUUUCUGUGUUUGUGUAUGUGUGUCUUCUAAGUGUUUAGCAACUAAUAAUCUGUCGUCUGAAAAAUCGUCCCUUGAGUGAGAAAAAAAAAUGGAAAAAAUAUUCAUGUUAAAUACUCUGUGCACCUGUGCGAAACUCAGUUGAAGUGCCGCGAAACGUAGAACUGAACAAAGUGCCGCCAAAAGGGGCAGCAAGCCGAAUAAAAUGCUGCAGUAUAAGAAUGCCAACGCCAACGCUGUUACUAACAAUAACAAUGGCCAAGUGGCCACUGCCACUGCCACACCCGCCGCCCCCGUCAAGGGGUCAAAUAGCGUUGGCGUUGUCGGAGGCAGUGCGUCAAAUGUUUCGCCCGCACCCCAAAUGCAGCAGAUCAUAAACAUACAUCAGAUGCCACCGCAAUUCCUGCAACAGGCCGCAGCAGGCGCUCAAAUGCAACAAAAUAUGUUUCAAAUCGUGCAACCGAUGGGCAUGCAAACGGUCAACAUUGAUGGGCAGGAGGCGAUCUUUAUACCCAAUCUGAAUGCCCAGCUGGCGACGGCUCAGGCCGUCAAUAUCAAUGGCCAGCAGGCGUUCAUAACGCCUAAUGGGCAAAUAGUGCGUGCUCCGCAGCCUCCUGAGCCGGCCCAGACUCAGUUAUUCACCAUACCCGGCACCAAUAUACAAAUCCCAUUGGCCAACAUUGUGCAGCAGCAGCAGCCACAGCCACAACCCCAACAACAACAGCAGCAGCAGCAACAGCCCCAUCAGGCAGUAACUCCAACCCUUGCUCAGCAGCAACAGCAACAACAACUUAGCCAGCAACAGCAGCAGGCUGGAGCAGCAACGCAAACGAUAACCAUUCCCGGCACUAAUAUCCAAAUACCCGCCUCUGUGGCCGCCGCCAAUGGACUGCUUGGUAACAUUACCAAUCUGCUGGGCGGAGCUGGGCCCACCACCAUCAAGCUGGAGAAUGGACAAACGCUGCAGAAUAUCCAGUUGCGCACUGCUGCGCCUGGGACGGCGCCACAGUUGCUGCAGUUCCCGCAGCAGGCGCCGGCGGCACCAACGCUCCAGCAGACGGUCGCCGUGCAGAUCCCCGUGCAAACGGCCAAUGGACAGACCAUCUACCAGACGGUCCAUGUGCCCGUGCAGGCGGCUGCUGCCGCCACUGGAACGCCUGCAGCACAGCAGCCAACGCUGUCCAACCUAACGCAGUCCAUCCAGGCUUUGCCCGCCUCGAUGCAGCAGGCAGCGGCUCAGAUGCAGAUCAUCCCACAGUUUGCCCAAAUCGCUCAGAUUGUUACGCCCAACGGGCAAAUCCAACAGGUACAGCUGGCUCCAUUGAAUGCGCUCAAUUACUCACAGCUGCCGCCAAAUGCGAAUAUAAUUCACAUACAGAAUCCUCAGCAACAGCAGCAGUUUGUGCAGCCACAGGCUCAGUUACAGCAGCAGCAGCAAGUCCAACAACAACAGCAGCAGCAGCAACAACAACAGCAACAACAACAGCAGCAACAACAGCAGCAGCUCUUCAAUGCAAUCAACGAGGCUGGCGGACAACUGCCAACGAAUCAGCCCAUAACGAUAACGAAUGCACAGGGACAACAGUUGACGGUGAUUCCGGCACAGCAGCUGCAACAGUUGCAACAAUUUCGGGCGAGUCAAAAUGCGGCUGCUGCUGCUGCUGCUGCUGCAAUGCAAUCGCUGCAAACGAGCAAUCUGCAAGCGCUGCCCAUCCAAAACAUACCCGGUCUGGGUCAGGUGCAGAUCAUCCAAGCCAGUCAAUUGCCCGCCAGCAUGGCAGCCAAUUUCCAGCAGGUGCUCACCCAACUCCCAAUGCCCACGAUGCAAGCCACAAGUAAUGCUGCAGCGCCACAGAACUCGAAUAGCAAUGCAGCUGCACCGGCUGCUAUAACCAUGCUGCCCAAGCAGGAGCCACAGAGUCCCACGCAGCUAAUCACGAAUAUUAAGCAGGAGCCACCAGAUGUGACAACUGCAGCGCCGACAACAGUGCAACAGCAGCAGCAGCAACCGCAGCAGCACCAGCAAUCCCAGCAGCAGCAGCAACUGAUUAAGUUCAUAAUGCCACAGUCGCCGCAACAGCAGCAGCAGCAGCAAUUGAUUGCUGAACUGCCCAGUGUAACGAUACCAUCCUCCAUACAGAUAACCGCCUUACCGCCACAGGCAACACCAGCCAUCGCACAAGCACGUAGCACGGCCAAACCGAGUCUGGUCGGAUUGAGCAACAAUGCCACACAGCUAACGAUGAGCACAGCUGGUGGUCAACAGGUGGUAACAACAACAACGACAACAACAACAUCAGCGCGUCCCAAGCAGCUCAAGCAAUCGAUGGCAGCAGCAGCAGCAGCCGCAGCAGCAGCAACAGUUGCUGCUCAGCCAAGCCAGGUGGUCGAUGGCGAGGUGCCGGCGGAGAUAAAACCGAGGUUGAAGCGUGUCGCAUGCACGUGCCCCAAUUGCACGGACGGGGAGAAGCAUUCGGAUCGCAAGCGUCAGCACAUCUGUCACAUACCCGGCUGCAACAAGGUCUACGGCAAGACGUCACAUCUACGCGCCCAUCUCCGCUGGCAUACGGGCGAACGUCCGUUUGUGUGCUCCUGGGUGUUUUGUGGCAAACGUUUCACCCGAUCUGAUGAGCUGCAGCGGCAUCGACGCACCCAUACGGGCGAGAAACGGUUUCAGUGUCGCGAAUGCAACAAGAAAUUCAUGCGAAGCGAUCAUCUCUCCAAGCACAUCAAGACGCACUUUAAGACGCGCUCCGGAGUGGAGCUCAUCGAGCUGAAUAUCAAGCAGGAGCAGAAGAUGAAUGCCCCGAAAAGUAUUAAUACGAUGAGCGGAAUUGUCACCAUUGAGCUGCCAUCGAGCACUGGUGCACUUGACAAUGGCAGUGUCGCGUCCAGCGUGGCGGCAACAGUUGCUGGCUCAACUGUCACUGCAGCGCCUGGUGGCGCCACAAUCGUUCAGCUGCCGACGCUCUGUGCGAGUAAUGAUGAUGCUGCUGUUGGUGCAUCCACAGAUAGUUUUGGCGAGGACGAUGACAUGGAGGAUGAGGAACUGACCGAGGAGGAUGAUGAGGAGAUGACCGAGGAGGAUGACGAGGAGGACGAUGACGAGGACAGUGGCGAUGAGCAGAAAAUGACCAUCUCUGUGAGUGAGAUGGGCGAAAACUCGUCCAACUAGCAUUCGGAGACACUGUUCAUGGAACAGUUCAUCUUUGAUCACUUCCCAUAGCCACAGCCAUAGCAACCUGUACAGUGGAUUAUCUCCCACCAUCUGCCCUGCCCCCUCCCCGAGCAUGACUAAUUACUUCUUAGUUUUCUUCUGUAUGUAUGUAAUGUGCUAAUUGUAAAUCUGUGUAAAUAGUUAACAUAAUUCAUAAGUUAUCCUUCGGCUAGUCGAAGAUUACACAAAUAUCCUUGCAGCGCCAAACUCUAAUCCAAAUAUCAAAUUUGAUUUUGCUAAACUUUCAAUUUUAUUCCCACCACUAACACGCAUGUCAAAUAUUCUGAGAUAUUGUAUUUUUUUUUAAAAGAAAUAUAAGAUUAUAUUAUUCAACUCAGAUCAGAUGGUUUCCAAGCAGUGUUUUUUUAAAAUUCGC